This is a messenger RNA of Hypomesus transpacificus, 3677 nucleotides long. It is a transcript of the gene rgl1, whose product is annotated as ral guanine nucleotide dissociation stimulator-like 1. Gene Ontology annotation, cellular component: plasma membrane. Gene Ontology annotation, biological process: Ras protein signal transduction; positive regulation of GTPase activity. The coding region runs from base 636 to 3119 and encodes 827 amino acids. The transcript has 18 exons. Lineage: Eukaryota; Metazoa; Chordata; Actinopteri; Osmeriformes; Osmeridae. Gene Ontology annotation, molecular function: guanyl-nucleotide exchange factor activity. The record is from RefSeq and is a predicted model, not a curated record.
UGUGAGCUGUUUGCCUGGAACCACAGAAGGAGAAAAGAGAAGAGAAAUUAGUGGAGUAUUUCAGAGAAACAGGAAGAGAGAGUUCGCAGGGAGAGAGCUCUCCAGCUCCACAGACCUCCAGACCUCCAGCUCCACAGACCUCCAGACCUCCAGCUCUCCAGCUCUCCAGAUCUCCAGAUCUCCAGCUCCACAGACCUCCAGCCCCACAGACCUCCAGCCCCACAGACCUCCAGCCCCACAGAUCUCCAGCUCCACAGAUCUCCAGCUCUCCAACCUUGCAGACCUCCAAACAAAGACAGGCUAGUGUACCUGGAAGGAGAACCAGUGUAAUCAGCCAGGCUAAUCAGGCUAGCCUUCCAGGACAACCAGCCAGGCUAACCAGCGAGGCUAGCCACCCAAGGUAACCAGACAGGCUAAUCUAUCAGGCGAACUAUGCUAGCCUGCCAGGCCAACCAGUGAGGCUAACAGCCAGGCUAACACCCAAGCUAACAGCCAAGCUAAGGGUAGCCAUCCAGCCCAACCAUCCUGGCAAAACAUCCAGCCACCCAGGACUCUUGUCUCGGCUUCCCCAGGACCCAGCACUGCCGCUCAGGCUCCAGUAUGCCCUUCUCCCCCCAGACUUCCAGGGGCCCAGCAUGAUCUCCCACUACCCCCUGGCCACCCUGCUACCCUGGCCCCCGGCCCCCCAGCCUCGCUGCCCCGAGCUGGGCUCCUCGCUGCUGGCCGGGGACGGGGGGGUGGCCCUCCAGAGAUACCAGGCCCGCUCUCCGGAGAGCGGCCCACGACACUGGAGCUGUGUGCAGGACUGGGGGGAGGAGCUAGAGGAGGAGGCUGUGUACCAUGUGACCCUCAAGAGAGUCCAGAUCCAGCAGGCAGCCAAUAAGGGCGCCCGCUGGUUAGGGGUGGAGGGAGACCGCCUCCCCCCAGGGCACACCGUGAGCCAGUUGGAGACGUGUAAGAUCCGCAGCAUCAAGGCGGGGUCGCUGGAGAAGCUGGUGGAGAACCUGCUCACAGCCUUCGGGGACAACGACCUGACCUACACCAGCAUCUUCCUGUCCACCUACCGUGCCUUCACCUCCACCUCCACCGUGUUACACCUGCUGCUGGACAGGUAUGGCAGUGUGGAGGAGGUAGACGGACAGACAGAGAUAUCCAAACCCGCUGAAACUAAAGCAGUCAGACAUGCUCUGGCCUCCAUCCUGCGGGCCUGGUUGGACCAGUGUCCUGAGGACUUCCAGGAGCCUCCAGACUACCCCUGCCUGCGCCGGGUGGUGGCCCACCUCCAGAGGGCUCUGCCUGGGUCGGAGGCCCUGCGGCGCGCCCUGGGCCUGCUGGAGCAGCUCCAGCAGCAGGCCUGUCUGGGCCCGGACGAGGGUGGUUUCCACGGUAACGGCCCGUUCUGCCUGGGCGAGGAGGAGGAAGUGGAGAUCGAGGUCCAGGACGACUUCCUGUCCUUCGAUGCAGCGCUGGUGGCUGAGCAGCUGACCUACAUGGACGCACUCCUGUUUAAGAAGGUAGUUCCUCAUCACUGUCUGGGCUCUGUGUGGUCUCAGAGGGAUAAGAAGCAGAACCAGCACGUGGCUGCCAGCGUGCGCGCCACCAUCACACAGUUUAACGGCGUAGCGGCCUGUGUGGUGAACACUGUGCUCUCCCAACGCCUCCUGCGGCCUCACCUCCGCGCUCGCAUCAUCCAGCGCUGGGUGGACAUCGCUCAGGAGUGUCGUAUCUUUAAGAACUUCUCGUCUCUGCAUGCCAUCGUCUCAGCGCUGCAGUCCAACCCCCUGUACCGCCUCAAGAGGGCUUGGGCCUGUGUGCACAAAGACAGCAUGCAGACAUUUGAGGAACUGUCAGGCAUCUUCUCAGACCACAACAACUAUCUGACCAGUCGAGAGCUGCUUAUGAGGGAGGGCACCUCUAAGUUCGCCAGUCUGGACAGUGGAGCCAAGGAGCACCACAAGCGCACACACAAGAGACUGCAGCUGCAGAAGGACAUGGGGGCCAUGCAGGGCACCAUCCCCUACCUGGGGACCUUCUUGACGGACCUCACCAUGCUGGACACCGCCCUGCCUGACCUGGUGGAGGGAGGCCUCAUCAACUUUGAGAAGAGACGCAGAGAGUUUGAGGUGAUUGCCCAGAUCAAGCUACUGCAGUCAGCCUGCAACAGCUACUGCCUGGCCCCGGACCCUGCCUUCUUACACUGGUUCAGAAACCAGCCCCAGUACAGCGAGGAGGAGAGCUAUGCCCUGUCGUGUGACAUCGAGGGACUGGGAGACAGCAGUCCUUCCUCCCCAAAACAUCCCAAGAGCAGCAGCAUGGUGAAGAGACUGAGCCUCUUGUUCCUGGGAGCAGACUCUUGCAGCCCGCUCAGGGAGGCCCGCUCGCCCCCUGCUGGCAGCUCAGGGGAGAGCAUGGACUCAGUCAGCCUGUCUUCCAGUGACUCCAGCCCCUCGGACGGAGACACACACACCACAGACGCCCACACACACACACACAACCCGGAUGCUCCGCGCAGCAAGCUUUCAGAGUCCUUCUCCUGCACCUCCCUCCACUCCAUGGACACCAACUCCUCCUCGUCUGCCGCCCCUGCCUCCCCCUCCCUCACCCCUCUCUCCCCUGCUUCCCCCUCCCUCUCCCCUCUCUCCCCCUCCCUCCCCGCCUCCCCCUCCCUCCCCCCCUGCAGCCACCGGCGCUCCAUGUCCCUCACCCCUCUCUCCCCUGCCUCCCCCUCCCUCCCCCCGGCCUACAACACCCAGGCCCAGGACGCCUGCGUCAUCAGAGUAAGCCUGCCGCACGGCAACGGAAACCUCUACAAGAGCAUCCUGUUGACCAGUCAGGAUAAGACUCCAGCUGUGGUUGCCAGGGCGAUAGCCAAACACAACCUGGAGGUGGAGGCAGAGGAGGGAUACGAGCUGGUCCAGGUCAUAUCAGAGGAGAGAGAGCUGGUGAUCCCAGACAACGCUAACGUCUUCUACGCCAUGAACACAUCUGUUAACUUUGACUUCCUGUUGCGUGGGCGCGGCUCGUCGUCGCGUCCAGUUCAGAUGAGAUGUCGCUCCACCCUCCCCCGCGCCCAGCCGCGCUCCAGCCUAUCACAGCGCCUCAGCAAGGUCACUCUGUGACCCCCUGUCUCCCCACUGCCCUUCGUCUGUCUUUCCCCCACCUCUCUCCCGCUGGACCCACCACUGUGACGCCCCAGACAGAGCUGGGCUAUAGUGACUGCAGGGCGCCCCCUGCUGGCCCCUCCACAAGCAGCAGAACAUCCCGACUUAACAAUAUUCUACCAAACUUCCUGUGGUCAACGUUAACUACUCCCCUCUUAUCCAGCUGUAUAUGUGUCCAAUCAGAGAGAGAGGUGGCCGGGGACUGCAUCUGACUGGCCAAUCCCGUAGCCUUCAUUAACUGAUUACGAAUGGACUCCCUCGUCAGUAUUCUGAUUGGUUAAUAGUAGGCAGGCGCUGUGAUGUCAUGGCAUGUUUCUCCUGCAUGCCCCUCCCACUGCGAGCUGCGUGACGAAGCUUUCUGAUUGGCUCAGGACUAAAUAGGCCCCUCCUAAUGGGGCACCUCCCCUUAUAUACAUGUUUUAUGUUCUUUUGUAAGGAUGUCAGACGAUUAGUAGCUGUUUUUAAAUGAGAAUAUGAAUGGAGAUGAUGUAGGACAAUAAAACAACUUCCCUCGUU